GCGAACCAGAACUGUAUAACUCAAAUCGAAUAAACAGAGACAUUAUAGUACCUAGGAUACUGAAUAUGACUCCAGUUAUGAGAUACAGACAACCAAGUUCUUUAUGAUUGCUGUACACCACCACCCCACUGGACUGCUUAAGACAGCUAAAAGUGUUGGAUUUCAAUAUCCUACGACAUUAAGGUUAUUCCACAUCGGUUAUGUUCUAGGCGUAAUAUAUGGAUUACUGUUAUCACUCGUAUUAACAGCGAGAGAAAACUACUACUCAGAUGCUAGUAUGAUCAGUACCAUCGUACUGGGAGUAAUCAUCUCUGAGACAGGAUUAUUUAUAAGCUUUUUCUGGGGAGUAUAUACUACGAGUUGGACUACUGGUUUAGAUCUUGAAGGUCUUUGUUUACCGGAUCCAAGUUCUAUUGUGCUCUUCAUGACCAUCAUGUUAAGUGCAUUAAGUAUAGUGGUAUCCAGCGUAUAUUUGAAAAACCAACAUUUAUAUACAAGCUGUACAAAUAUCAUGAUAUUCACUUUGGUAGUCUCCUUCCUAAUGUUAGUCUGUACGGAAUACUUAGGUCUAUCUAUUUAUAUUAACGAUAAUGGAUUUGGUAAUGGUCUAUUUAUACUUACUGGUAUACAUUUCAGUCAUGUUAUUGUCGGUGCUAUCUUGGGUUUCUUUAAUCAGGGUAUGUAUAGCUCUCUAGUUACAUAUUUACCAGUAAACUGCAUAACUUUGAGUAAAUGCAAAGGUACAUUAUGUAAAAUCUUCUCAGAACCAUUUACAAUCUUAUAUCUACAUUUCGUCGAAGCAGUGUGGAUAAUGAUCCACGUUACAUUCUAUCUCUAAAUUAUAUAACGGUCGUAAGGUACGCCGGGGAUAACAGGUCAGAUAAUAU
Molecule: messenger RNA, 887 nt
Organism: Toxoplasma gondii ME49
Lineage: Eukaryota; Apicomplexa; Conoidasida; Eucoccidiorida; Sarcocystidae
Product: cytochrome c oxidase subunit iii subfamily protein
Exons: 1
Coding region: 104-838 (244 amino acids)
Biological process (GO): respiratory electron transport chain
Cellular component (GO): membrane
Molecular function (GO): cytochrome-c oxidase activity
Source: RefSeq, a predicted model, not a curated record